Molecule: messenger RNA, 822 nt
Organism: Biomphalaria glabrata
Lineage: Eukaryota; Metazoa; Mollusca; Gastropoda; Planorbidae
Product: ribosomal protein S6 kinase 2 alpha-like
Exons: 4
Coding region: 1-822 (273 amino acids)
Biological process (GO): mitotic DNA damage checkpoint signaling; protein phosphorylation
Cellular component (GO): cytoplasm; nucleus
Molecular function (GO): ATP binding; protein serine/threonine kinase activity
Source: RefSeq, a predicted model, not a curated record
AUGUUGACCAGUAAAGGAAAAGUCUUCAAAAUGGAAGAGUAUCAAAAAGAUGUCUGUGAAGUCUACGAUAUGCAGAUAGAGAAAGUCCUAAAGGAUCGUUAUCCUACCAAAGUUGUACAAGUUCACAAAACACUCGAUCCCAACAGAAAGUGGGCUGUAAAAAUGUGUUACAAAGACAAGACACAGAAAGGUAUUUCGGCGGAACAUCCCUUCAUCAUGUGCUUAGACACCGUCGCGUCAUUUCCGAGUUACUUAUGCUUCGUCAUGCCAUUCUACGAGCAGGGUACGCUGACCAAGGCGCUGCCAUUGAUGACGCAUGAGUUUAGAGAUGAAUGUCUGGUGCAGCUUUGCUGUGGAAUCAAGUUUCUUCACGACAGAGGAGUCGCUCACAGGGACCUGAAAUCUGACAACAUUUUACUCACUAAUCAAAAGAAUGUGGUCAUAGCUGAUUUUGGUUUAGCCGACCACGUCUGGCCAUCUGAGCCUUUAGUUACCGGGAGAAAAGGAACAGUAAUGCACAUAUCUCCUGAGCAGGACAACAAGACCUUUGACUGCUUUAAGUGUGACAUGUACUCACUUGGAGUAGUCUACUGGUGUAUGUUGUGCAUGGUAGAUGUGAUAGACUUGAAGCCCAAGGAGCCACUACUCACGAUAGUUUUACGAACAUUCUUCCUACCAGAUAUCGACAGGGACAUUUUGUCAUGUCUUUUGGAAGCUGAUCCUAACAAGCGAUUUUCAGUCUUGAGUCUGAUCAAUUUAUUGAACCGCUCAAUACGUUUUAAACAUAGAAUUGAAAUGCUUAGAGACAUUGGUUUGCUGUAA